Galleria mellonella (greater wax moth) is the source of this 3600-nucleotide messenger RNA. Its product is annotated as short stature homeobox protein 2-like. The record is from RefSeq and is a predicted model, not a curated record. Gene Ontology annotation, cellular component: nucleus. NCBI's taxonomy places the organism in Eukaryota, Metazoa, Arthropoda, Insecta, Lepidoptera, Pyralidae. The coding region runs from base 300 to 1184 and encodes 294 amino acids. Gene Ontology annotation, molecular function: DNA-binding transcription factor activity, RNA polymerase II-specific; sequence-specific double-stranded DNA binding. Gene Ontology annotation, biological process: regulation of transcription by RNA polymerase II. The transcript has 5 exons.
UCACAUUCAAUAUAACGAUAAUGUAGGCGUGUAUUAUGCACCAUCGGGUGUAUCAGUGCUCCGUUCGGAACCGCGUCCGCAGGAGGGCGCGUGCGCGUAACAUGGGCGGAGUUUCUAAUGCCGCCCUCGUGCACCCCUCAACGGAAAUCCAAUCUUAUUACUUUCACAAUAAAACAAAAUGUAGAUUGUAACAUUGUUAAAUGGAGAAGUGUGGGCGUACGACCGCCUUCAGUCCGGCGCGUAGUCCAUAGAGCGUGGCGAGUGAUGGCCGCGCGCGGCGACGCGUGCUCUCGCCAGUAAUGGUGAUGGAGCGGCUGGCGGACUUCGUCAGCAAAUCUUUGGAAGGCGGCGAGGCACCGGCGCCGCCGCCGGAGCCCGGAGAGCCGGACGACGUGGAUGAUGUGGAAGUGGACAUCACAGCGCUCGAGGACAAGGCGCCGCCGGCCAAGAAGCCGCGUAACUGGCUGGUCUCGCCGGUGCCAGUGCAGCACUGCAAAAGGGAAUCUGCUAUGGAUGACGACGACGACAGCAAGCACGAUCCCACGGACAAAUCACUCAAUGGCGUUGGGAAUAAUAGCAGCGGCAAGCAAAGGCGAUCUCGGACGAACUUCACGUUGGAGCAACUUGGGGAACUGGAGCGGUUGUUCGACGAGACACAUUACCCUGACGCGUUCAUGAGAGAAGAACUCAGCCAGCGGCUUGGCCUCAGCGAGGCGAGAGUUCAGGUGUGGUUUCAAAAUCGACGAGCAAAAUGCCGCAAACACGAAAGUCAGAUGCAUAAAGGGCUUCUGGUUGGUGGCGGCGGCACACCUUUGGAGCCUUGCCGCGUGGCGCCGUACGUGUCGGUGCCUCGCCUGUCAGCCGUACCUCGCGCCCCUCCGCCGCCGCCGCCAUUACCACCACUAGCGCCGCAUCCACCGCCACCAGCAGCAUUCGCGCCAUUCGACUCGGCUUUGCUAUCCGCUGCUGCACAUCAAUACGCAAGUGCGGCCGCGGCAGCUGCAGCGGCACUGUGCCCGCCAUACGCUGGGCUGGCGGCGCUCGCAGCCCGGUGUCGUUCCUCAUCCAUCGCUGACCUCCGCCUGAAGGCGCGCCGGCACGCUGCGGCGCUGGCUGCAGCCCGGGCGCCCUCGCCGCCGCCGCCGCCACCGCCGCAACCGGCCUCCGCUUCUGCUGACACAUAGCCGACCAACGUGUGACGUAACGAUCGUUUGUAGCAUAUAAAACAUGUAAAUUUAAUAAUUUCUAUAAACCAGGAGACAACUUUCUUUACGUAUUCGAAUUGUUAUAAACUUAGAUGCAAACAUGAUGUCCUCGCCGUCGCAGCCGUCGUCAUAACCAGGGGGAAAGAGAUUGUAGAAUGGGAUCUAAAAGCCCCAUUGCUAUCAAUGUACCCUAUCAGGUCGACUUUCACGCGAUUCUCACACGCAGAUCUAGAAACUACAUUGGUUUCAAUGAAGAUUUCUCACUUAUCAUCCUUUACUUGUGCCUCGUCAGUGGAUACCGAUAACGCAGGGGGGUUACCAUUCCAUAUCUUAACAUUCCAUACCACGCAUUAAAAAACCGUCACAACCAAUGCCCACUUCUAAUGACACAAAGACGAUCGACAGGUAACAUAACGAAGAUCCGUAUUAUUUCAAUUGUAUAAUUUUGAUCGACAAUGAGACGUUAAAGAAGAGAUACAGUUUUCAUUGCGAACAUUAUGUUCUCGCCAUUACAGCCACCGCCUCCACCGAUAUCCACUUCCUCCCACAUAGCAGAAAAAAGAGUGACCCAACGAUGACUGUUUACAGAAAGUAAAAUAUUCUAAUUUAUACUGUAAUAUCAGAAAAUAGUACAGAGGAAAGAUUUGUAUUUUAGUAUGUUUGAGUGAUACACUCUAAAAUUACUUAGCCGAUUUUAAAAUGCUUUUUUUUUUGCUCAUAGAAAGCUACAUUAUUAGCUAGUAAUAUAGGGUAUGUAUUAUUUUGAAAAAAAAUUUCCUCCACGAAAAUUCCAAUUAUGUAAUCUAAAGAAUCAAAAAUUUGCGAGCGAAACGAAACGGAUUGUUAGUUUAAUAAUAUAGAUAAAAAACAAAUUUCUUGUUUAUUUGAACUGUAGCAAUGUUAUUAGUGGACAGAACACCUUUUCUACCACAGAACAAGUAAUCACUACGUUACAUCAAUACAUUAGCCGCCAUUUCGCACAAGGAUAUAAAAUAUCCUUUUAGUAAUUUCCGUAGACAAGGAGAAAUAUUUUUUUAUACAUUCAUAGUGUUGCAAAUUAGUUUGUUGCAAUCACCCUCGUAUUCAACACCACUACGACGGAUGUCCGUAAUGCGACAGCGAGAAAUAGUCAUGUUUAUUUCUAGAAUUAUAAUAUUGCAAUUUAAUAAUUUCUAUAAACAAAAACAAAAAUUUAUACCUUUAAAGUGCCAUUGCAAGGUAAGUUUUCCCAAUCUCUGUUGUAAUAUAAAUUGUAGACAUAAUAAUGACAUUUCAAAGUAAAUUCACUGCAAAGUAAUCCGCUUAAGAGAUUGAAUUUUUAAUAAAUAAAUUUUUAAUUGAAAACGUAUCAUCGUCAGCAAUUCCAAUAGACUUAAUCAGUGUUAUAUAUUCUUAAAAAAAAAAAAGCUGUUAAUAAUUAGAAAUAUACGUAAUAAAUGAAACGAAUCACUAAAUUAUUAUUUUUUAGACUUCAAUUUCCUUUUUAAAAAUGUCUGAUUCUUUAAAUUUUUUUUUUUAAUAAUUGUUGUCGUGAGUCACACUAUAUACUAGUUGGACAAUUCCGAAGUUAAUACGUGAGCAAAGAUAGAAGUAAUUAAAAUAACUUUAAAAUAAAUCUUAAUGACGCCAAAUUCACAUUGCUCUAUCAAUUGUUUUACUAUAAUUCACUGGUUAGUUUUUAUUUUCUUUUUUCUAAUUAAAGCUAGUUAUGAAGAAUAUAGUCACGCUACCUGGAAUGAUCAUAAGAGAUGGUUAUUUUCUGCACAAUGAGGUCCUAUUUAAAACUUCAAAUUUCCACUAAAUGAAUUUAACUAUUUUAGUUUUCUCUCUCGCGGACUCAAACAAAUAGACCAACCUUUUAUGAUUUUAAAGUUUUUGAAUUAUUCAUUUACAAUGUUUCAAACUGCCAGCUAUUAUACAUUAUAAUAUCAGUGAUUUAAUUUUGCACAAUUUAUAUAAUAGUUAAAUAUAAAUAAUGUAUACGUGUUUGUGCAAGUUAAUACAUCGCCUUCGCUUUGAAUUACAUAUGUAUAAAACGUGCGACGAAAGUGGAAUUAAUCUGACCAAAUGAACUGUGAAGUAAAUGUAAAUUAAUAAACUGUGAUAAGUGUAUGAUUAUUGGAAAUGUCGAUCUCAUUAGUUGUUUAAAUGGAAUUAAGCUUAACGAUAUAAAUUGAAUUAUCGCUAUUAUUACAUAUUUAAUAAGAAGUUUCGAUUACAAAUUAUUGUAAAUAUUAAUUUAUUCGAUUAGUGAGUCGUGUUUAUUAGUCAUAUGGAUUUAAUGAUUUGUUCAUAGCUAAGUAAUUAUUAAUAAAUAAAUAGAGGGAAUAAGAAUUUUGUUUUUUUUUUUAAAUAGAUAUAACAAUAGUUGUCUUAUAUUAAAUUACAAGUUUUG